CAAUAUGCAUCUUAGUUUCAUAUUUCUCAAAAAAAUGCAUCUUAGUUUCAUAAAUUUCAUAACAAAAAAGUAGUAAUUCAAUAAUCAAUAUAAGAAUCAAUAUGGAAUAUCUAAUCAAGAGAAGAGGAAGCGAAAAAAACACAAAUUGUUGUGUAUAGAUUCUGCUCACGAUAUUUCAUAGAGAAAAAUAUCAUAAAAAUUAUUAACCGACAAAAGGGAACGAUAAAGGGGAAAAUGCAUCAAUUUGAACCUAAAAUGAGAGGAACUAAUAUCCUACACCAUCAUACAAUAAUGAUAUAUUAUAUCCCAAAAUAUAAUUACAAAAAUCUAUCUAAACGAAAAAGUAUACUAAAUUGAAUCCAAUGUGUAACGAUGAAGAUAUAUAUUAUAUCCACCUAAUAAAUAAUACAUUAAGCCAUGUUUCUUAGAGACCUCUCUCGAUAGAACCACUCUAUGAUAAAAAAACCAUUUCGUCAAACAAUUGUAUCAUAUGAGUUUUAACUUACAAUUUAAGUGCUUAUAAUUAGCUAUUUCAGCUCAUAAAUGAAUUAAUUAUACCAUUUAGUAAACAAAAUUAUAAACUUGAGAGUUAUUUUUUUUUGUUGUUAAAUCAUUUUAACUAAAGUAAGAAAGUGCUUCAGAACUGUUACUUCAUUCAUCAUUAUUAAAAAUCUGUGUUUAUUAUAACGUCUAAGCGAGCUAGGAGAUAGACAAAUGGCCAAUGACCACCUUACGAUUAACGUGUUGCUGAACGUCAGUAAUUAUAGCAAACUUUGAGAGCAUCUUAUAAAUUUGAUCACUUCUAUGGGGUAUAAUUGAUUACAUCCCGAAACUGAUCAAUCAAUGAGUCUUUCAAUAUGAUUUUGAUAAGAUGUCCCCUACUGCACAAUUAGUAUGACUAAAUUGUAAUAAGAUAAUCAUGUAUUGAAUAUUAAUUGAUAGCGCAAAAGAUCGUACUAACUCAAGUAGAGUUUUAGCUACUCAGUACUUCAUAUUCACAUGUAGAUAGAUAAUUCAAAGAGUUCGAAUAUUGAUUGAGUUUGUUGAACUUUACCUAACAAAACUAUGAUAUCAAUCGCAAGAUAUGAUGCUUUUUCGAGAAAUUGUGAGAAUAUGUUGGAGACAUCAAACAUAACAUGGAUACCGUUGAAUUUAAGUGAUAAGCAACAUUUAUAGUUAAUAGAUUAUACAUGAAAAAAAUAUUAAUCAUUCCCAUAGGUUGGUAGGAAGCAGUGAAUAAUUAGGAAUGAAAAGCUAGAAACAUUAGUUGAUUUAACAAAUAACUAUAAAAAAUAUUGAAAAAAAGAAAAUAAAAGCUUAGAGUGUAUGCAUGAGAGUGUUACAUUAAAUCAUCAAACAGAAAGCAAGUAAUCAUUAAUAAUUAGUUGUGGAUAUUGAAAUAGUUUACUAAGCUGAAUACUAUAUACUGAUGAUUAAUAAUUGGAACUUAGCUUGAACAUUGCAUCAUAUUGAUAAAAAAUUAUUUCAUUAAUUACAAUGCUGAAAUAAGGGGUCGUAUAUGGAAGUCUUUAUUGUUUUUGUGAGAUUUUUAAUAUACAUUCUUUUUCAUAAUAUAAUACAUAUGUUUUUAUUUUUAGCAUAGAUAGUCAAGCUAGUGGGUUUUCGUGUUUGUCAUGUUUAUUUUUCUUGAAAUGUACGGUGUCAGUGUUCUUAUGUCGUCAUUGAACACUUCAAUUCAAUGUACAAUAUUCCAACCAAUGAUAUUUGUAUUGAGAUUUUAAAAUUAUCAUUCAUUUAUAAGUUAGAAAAAAUUCUAAAGUACUUAUUAAAAUAUGAAAAUAUAAGUAUCAAACUACUCAAAAUACAUACAGGAGACUUAGAGGGCUAGCUAACCGUGAUACAAAUGUACUAUGCUUUUCAGAUUUUAACUUCCUGUAUGUUUUGUAUUAGUUAAAGACAACAAAUGUGUCUAGUUUAAUUGGUUAUAAUUCUUGUCUUUGAUGAGAGAGACCGUGGUUCAAAUCCUAGCAUUGAUAUAUUUUUAUAUGAAAGAAAUAGUGAUUGUAUAGACGAAAAUAUCAUUCCUACUUUCACUCUCGUUGCAGGAAAUUUGAAAUGGAGCAAAUCAAACUUUAUAACAACGGUGUAUAGAAUUGGGGAUCUUUAAGUAUCUAGCAUUAUCAUCAUUCAAACACUAGAAGGUUGUACUUCCCCUCUAAUGCAUGCCUAAUGAUGAUGCCUACUACAGGAGAUUAGCUUUCUUGUCUCUCGUGAUAGUAGUAUAAUCAACACACAUAGUAACAUUCAUAAUAGAUUCAUAGACAUAGAACAAUCAAAACAUCAUAUGAUAAAGAACAUCAAUAAUCACAGACAAUAUAUUAUUAAAGCAUGGAUUCAGUAAAGCAUCAAAAGCAACAAGCAUCGAUGAACCAAACCAUAGAACGAAAUGAGCAUCUCAUUGAGUCAUUGAAAGCAAUGCAUAAACAUGAUAUAAUUCACAACAUUAAACCGAUCGACUAGCACUCCAAAGAGAAGUAGAACAACAUCACUAUUGAUACAUGCAUCGAUGGUGAAUGCUCCUCCUUUGAAUUCUAGCAGCAAUUCUCUUUUCUACAAUUUGCUACUCGUGCCUCUAGAGCAGAGUGUUGGUAAAAAUGUGUUGCGUUCAUAAGCUCUAUAAUAGCCUCCUAUUUAUUGUAGUUACAUAAGGGGGGGGGGGGUCUAGUCUUUUUCCUCCUAAAAUCUGUCAAAUCCUUCCUUGUACGACUAAAACUCGAAUGUCUUCGACUUAGAGACAAAGUAGCUUCUGAUUUUUAGCUUGGGAUGGGUUGCUUGUGGGUCAAGUGGCUCCUCCUCUAAUUUGUAGAGCGUCCACUAGUAAGAAAAUAUCUCGUGGGUCUUGGUAAAAGUCAGGCCUGUUGCACUACAUAUCUGCUUAUUUUGGUUAUACAGUGAGCAUCCGAUGUCCAAAUUCAUCUUUGUUUGAGUGCAUGAGCUUGUAUUCUUAUCCUCCUUAUGAUCCAUUAGGUUCCUUGGUGAUCCAUAUUCGUAUUAAUUGGUAUAUAACCUUGAAAAAACACAAAACAACACCAUAAAGGCAUCAAAUAGCAUGGUCCAUGAAACCGUACCGGAGACCGUACCGGAAAAGUCAGCGAUAGGGUAUUUUAUGACAAAACCGUAGUUCAACCGUUAGUACCGUUAAAUACCGCCUAUCGGUUUACCCUCUGAUACUGGUAUUUUGUGGUUGAACCGUCGGUACGAUACGGUUUAAUGGACCAUGUCAAAUAGUACUAAACUACUCUCAAGGUAUAUCUUACACUCAUUAAUCAAAUAGUUGUGAAUUUCAUAUGAAAUAUAAUCAAAAUUACUAGAGAUGCAUUGAUAGAAGGGAGAAUGUAUCAAAUAUGAGAGUGAACACUAUAAAUUGACGGGUCGUUUGUUUCAUGGAUUUGAAAAAUGAGGGUUUUGGUAAAACCUGGGUUUUGGAAAACCAUGGAUAUAUGAUGGAUUUGGUGGCAUUAUGGAUUUGAACAAGUCUAUUGUUUGCUUGAUGGAUUUGAUGAUGGACUUUGUUUGAUUAGAUUUGUGGAUAUUAAAUACAAAUUACCUAGUUACCCUUAUUUAAUUAUAUUUCUAUAUUAUAAUCCAAAUCUUUCAUUUAAAACUAAUCCAAAACAUAGAAAGAAAUUUUAAACUCUUUACCACUUUGUGGAUUAAUAAUUCAACUACAAAUAUAGAAAUGUAUUACAAUUUGGCACUAAUUAACAAGUCAUCUAAUAAUGUACGCAAUAUUAUGUAUCAAUUGCAGCCAAUUGCUCGCUUUAUUGCUACAACUCAUCAUCUUCUUGCUAACUCACCGAUGUGGAAUCCGACAAGACAAUUAAUCAAAUAAUAAUGUACAAGAUGAGCAUAAAGUGUUUCUAGGUGAAUCUAACAAAUCACAUAUACAUUCAUAUUUAAAUAAAAUAUGAUAUUACAAAAUGAAAUGAUAAAUUCUCAUAUUUAUAAAAUACGAAAUUAUAAAAGUUUACAGUUGCAUGACCAUUGAAUUAAAGUAGGACAAAUUUGUAAUUAAGAAAUAAUUAAGGUUAGAAAGGUAAUUUACCAUCAUGGAUUUUAAUCCAUCACCCAAAUCCCACCUCAAGAGGUGGAACUUCCAAGUCCGUGGAGUCCACGGAUUUGGAACCCCAAAAGAGGUGGGCCCCACAAAUUCCAUAUCCCUAAUUCCCUAAAGCAAACGAUGGAUUUUGGUUCAAGUCCAUGAUGGAUAUAUUUCCAUGACCAAAUCCAUCACCAAAACCCUCAAGCAAACGACCCCUGAGUGUCAUCAGGAUUCAUGCUGACAAGGAGCGUGACAAGGAGCAUGAUUUACCAAAACAGCCAAGUCAAGAUCUUGUAAACCUUACUUGUCCUCUAUAGAUUACCGAUGUUUUAUGCUCCGUUUUGUGGAUUUAUUGUUUUUGGAAACUUUACAUUGUAGUCGAAAGUGGUGUGGCUGAAUGAAUAAUGCUAUAACUUAUUUGAAAUGCUCUAUUAUAGAUAUCAUGAGGUUGAUAAAUCAUUUUGAUCUCCUUCUCAUUAAACCGUCACCUAACCUUCAUGACCAACUCUUCAGGGAUGGAGCCAAGAAUGGAGUGUUGGGGGGGAGGGGGGCGAAAUUUAGUGCAUGAAAAAAAAAUACAAUCACUAAAAAAAGGCAUAAUUUUGAUCUAUCACCUACAAAAUUGAAUUUUCAACUUCGAAAAGAUUGUUUUUAAAAUUUUAACUUAAAACCUAAAUUCCAAUAUACGUGCAUAAUUUGAAUGAUCUUAAUUUAAGUAAAUAACAAAGGCACAAAAUGAUAGCAACCCAACUUCCACUAUAACGUUAUAAUAAUAUUAACAUAAUAUCAUAUUGAGAUGUGAUUAUUUCUACUCUCUGAUUGACUAUACUUAGUAAAUGAAGGAGAAUAUGCGAUUUGAUAAAUUAGGGUUGAGAUCUGGGUCCCGUUAAAGAAUUGGAACAAUGGUCGAAUGAACUACUAACACGAAUUGUAAAGUUGAUUGAAUCCUCGGUCUGGUCCGAUAAACCACAAUUCGAACCAAAUAAAGACACCAGAACAUCAGUUGGCGGAGAGCGGGCUUGCUGAACAUGUGGGCUGAGUAUUUUGGUUCGGUUUCUCGGUGCGUUUAUUCGGAAAUCAAUUCGGUAGAUCAUUGUUCCUGAAUUAGACAUUUUUGCCUUCCAACUUCCAAACACUUCUGCGAUUGGACACUAAUCUUGGUUUGAACCAGGAAUCGGUUAAACCGAACUGAAUUACCACCCCAACCAAUAGGGCAAAAACUGAAAAAAACGUGACGUUCCUAUCACUUUGAUUUUUUAAUAAUAAAAAGAAUUAAGGCGCCCUUUCUUCUUCUAAUAGUUUCCACUCUCCCUCCGUUGUUGACGACGGGGAGACCAUUCGGUUAGUGCUCUCCCGUUUCCCUGAAAAUGGAAGUAAUCCUAAAAGAAAAUUAAAGAAAGUGAUUCUUGGUGUAGCCAUGGAGGAAGUUUGAUUACUCACGACUCCCGCAUUUCAUACUAAGUUAGGUUCCCCGCUGAUUUUCUUUCACGCAGUAGAGCGGCCUAAAAUUUCGACGCGAUUUGCAGGUACUCCGCUCGCCGAAGGAACAAUGACGGUGGUUCCGGACGGCCUCUGCUCUGUCGCCGAAGUGGAUAACCUCGAUAAGUUGCUAGACAAGCCGCCGAAGCUGCGGGUGAACAUUGACCGGCAGCGAUCUUGCGACGAGAGGUCACUGAGCAGCGAGCUCACCAACGGCCACGCGGAUGCAGUGCACUCGCCGCCGGGAACGGCGCGAAUGUCCGGCCUCGAUGCUCCGGGGACACAGUUCGCCGCCGGAAUCGAUUCGCAUCCUUACGUGGUGGAAGCGUGGGCCGCGCUGCGGCAUUCUGUGGUCUUCUUCAGGGGACAGCCGGUCGGGACGAUUGCUGCUUCGGACAACACCGAGGAGAAUCUAAACUACGAUCAGGUGUUCGUGCGAGAUUUCAUACCUAGCGGGCUGGCAUUUCUUAUGCAUAAAGAGCCAGAGGUAGUCAAGAACUUCAUUCUGAAGACCCUACGCCUUCAGUCCUGGGAGAAAAAGAUCGAUAGGUUCCAUCUUGGAGAAGGAGUUAUGCCUGCCAGUUUCAAGGUGCUACAUGAUCCAGUAAGGAACUACGAGACUCUGAUGGCUGAUUUUGGCGAGAGUGCAAUUGGUAGGGUUGCUCCUGUUGAUUCUGGGUUCUGGUGGAUCAUACUGCUAAGGGCAUACACCAAAUCUACUGGGGAUACUUCAUUGGCUGAACUACCAGAAUGCCAAAAGGGAAUGCGGCUUAUUCUGAGUUUAUGCCUUUCAGAGGGGUUUGACACAUUCCCUACUCUUCUUUGUGCUGAUGGGUGCUGCAUGAUUGAUCGGAGAAUGGGUGUUUAUGGGUAUCCAAUUGAGAUUCAAGCGCUUUUCUUCAUGGCAUUAAGAUGUGCUUUGGUGUUGCUGAAACAAGAUGAGGAAGGGAAGGAGUUCAUGGAAAGAAUUGUCAAACGCCUUCACGCCUUGAGCUAUCACAUGAGGAGUUAUUUUUGGCUUGACCUCAAGCAACUCAACGACAUAUAUCGGUACAAAACCGAGGAGUACUCCCAUACUGCAGUCAAUAAGUUCAAUGUGAUGCCUGACUCGCUACCAGAAUGGAUAUUCGAUUUUAUGCCCAGUCGUGGUGGUUACUUCAUUGGAAAUGUCAGCCCCGCAAGGAUGGACUUCCGUUGGUUUUGCUUGGGAAAUUGUGUGGCCAUUCUGUCAUCCCUCGCCACCCCUGAACAGUCCACGGCAAUCAUGGAUCUAAUAGAAGCGCGAUGGGAGGAGUUGGUUGGCGAAAUGCCCCUCAAAGUAUGUUAUCCUGCCAUAGAAAGCCAUGAAUGGAAGAUUGUAACAGGCUGUGAUCCAAAAAACACAAGAUGGAGCUACCACAAUGGAGGAUCCUGGCCAGUGCUUCUGUGGCUGCUCACGGCUGCAUGCAUCAAGACAGGGCGUCCACACAUUGCAAGGCGCGCAGUGGAACUUGCUGAGUCGAGACUGAUAAAGGACAGCUGGCCGGAGUACUACGAUGGGAAGCUUGGGAGAUACGUCGGGAAGCAGGCUCGUAAGCACCAAACAUGGUCCGUGGCAGGGUACCUGGUGGCAAAGUUGAUGUUGGAAGACCCUUCUUACCUGGGUAUGGUGGCACUUGAGGAGGACAGACAUGUGAAGCCUGUGUUGAAGAGAUCAAACUCUUGGACUUGCUGAAGCCAUCCGUUGGUUAUGAUCCAUCCUUUAGCGUCGACCGAAGAUGAUCGCGUAGUGAUGCAAAUCUAUAGAGAUGAACCAUUCUGUUGAGUCAUUUUCACAUUUGUAAGUAGCAGUAACGUUCCAAGUUCCAACUGUCUGAUUCCAUUGAGCA
Molecule: messenger RNA, 7410 nt
Organism: Linum trigynum
Lineage: Eukaryota; Viridiplantae; Streptophyta; Magnoliopsida; Malpighiales; Linaceae
Source: the annotation of a GenBank genome assembly